This is a messenger RNA of Aricia agestis (brown argus), 1950 nucleotides long. RefSeq names its product oxidative stress-induced growth inhibitor 1-like. The record is from RefSeq and is a predicted model, not a curated record. The transcript is spliced from 10 exons. The coding region runs from base 224 to 1903 and encodes 559 amino acids. Lineage: Eukaryota; Metazoa; Arthropoda; Insecta; Lepidoptera; Lycaenidae.
GCCGGCAGAGCUCGCCGCGUGCGCACGUCUGUGCCUCUACAAAUUGUGCGAGUUUUGUUCCGAUUCAUGAGUGUGUUACUCUAGAUAAAGGUCAGUUCUGCAUAGCGAGCUGAAGCCUUAACUAGAAACAACGCUUACUUAGUUAUAUAAAGUCUGUAAGACUACCCCACUUGUGAUACAAAACCUGCAUUUAAAUUAUUUAUUGUAUUAUAUGUGAUAAAGAAUGAGAGACAUCAUGAAGCCGUGUCAACACGCCUUGUCGGAUGUUGUAUACAAGGACGUCGUUGUGAUAGGGAAUGGCCCCAGCGGGAUGGUGACGUCAUUCAUGUUAGCGGGAAACGUGCCAUACCUCAAACACAUACCAGAUGAUUUACCCAUUGACGAAAUGCUGAAAGCCAGAUUAUCAAAUUUACCGCCAGGACAGAAUCUACUUGAAACAGACUUGAUAGAGUUAGCUGAAGGACUGGAAGGCAGAAGUCAAAACCCGAUACCCCUACUGUUUGACAACUUGCUCCGGCCGGGUGCGGACGUGGGUCUGCAGCAGGAGUCGCUCAUAGAGUGGAGGUACGACGUUGACAAACAGAUCGACCACGUGGUGCUGGGCAAGGGUCCGCCGGGCGGGGCGUGGCAGACAUUCCCGGGCGCGGUGCGCACGCUGUCCCCCGCGGCGUGGCUGUCCCUGCCCCCGCACGCCGGCCUGUCUCCCGCCGGCGACGAGCGCCGCACGCUGGGCGAGGACGGCCGCGUCUCCGCCCGCGCCGUCGCCAACUACUGCCGCCGGUACGUCAACGUGUGUAACCUGCAGCGCUACUUCAGGUCGUGCGUGAUAGUGAGCAGCGUGACGCGGGCGCCGCGCGCCGCCGGCCCGCCCUGCACACCCGCCUGCCCGCGCCGAGCGGUCUUCGCCAUCACCGGGUAUGAUAAAUGUGAGGGGCGGUCGUUCCGCUACCUGUGCCGGCGCGUGGUGCUAGCGGGGGGCGCGGGGGACCGGCCGCGCGCGCUGCCCCCCCACCUCGCCGCGCACGCCGCCCCCGACCUGGCCGCCGCGGAGCGCGCGCUGACGGCACUCAGCCGGCAUACACGCAUGCUGCCAUCAGACGGUGACGAGGGAGCGCGGACGGUCGUGGUGGUGGGUUCGGGCGUGAGCGCGGCGGACGCGGUGCGACUGUCGCGCGCGGCGGGCCUGCUCGUGCGGCACGUGCAUCGCGCGCCCGCCGACGCGCUCGCCAGACUCACGCCGGAGACUUAUCCUGAUUACUGCCAGGUGUACAAAAUGAUGUGCGACGGUCCGUCGGGCAACCACCCCGACUACAUCCCGCACCCCGACAACGUGAUCGUGGACAUCCAGCCGCUGGCCGCCCGCGACCCCGCCGCCCCGCACGACCUCCGCCUCAAGAGGAUCAGGCUCCUGGACCUCGCCACACAACAGACCACGGAGUUCACCGCCUCGCUCGUCAUCGUCCUCAUCGGCUCUAAACCCGACCUCUUCUACCUCCAGACCGACUUCAUCGAGCACCACUGCACGUGCAUCGACAACGCCCGAACGGACAGGAAAUGCUUUCUAAGAAACCACUGGCACCUCCUCAAGAGCAUACUCGGCCAGAGCCUGCAGAGCUGCAAGAGUAGACUGAUCAGCGAGCUGAACGACAAGCAGACAUGCCAGUGCAGACAGACUAAUCCUUACACCAGCGGUUUAGGGUACGGAGUGGACCCCACUAAGCCUGUAGACGGGAAGUCGAACCCGAUAGCCAUAGACAAGAGCACGCACGAGGUGCUCCACGCCCCCCGGGGGAUGUACGCGCUGGGCCCCCUCACGGGGGACAACUUCGUCCGCUUCAUCCCCGGCGGGGCCGUCGCCCUCGUCGCGCACCUACACAGAGACUUGAAAACCAUAACCGAGUGACCUUAUUUGUGAUUAUAUUUUUUUUACAAUAAAUUAUUUUUAUAUAA